Aspergillus terreus NIH2624 is the source of this 1740-nucleotide messenger RNA. RefSeq names its product putative acetamidase. Lineage: Eukaryota; Fungi; Ascomycota; Eurotiomycetes; Eurotiales; Aspergillaceae. The record is from RefSeq and is a predicted model, not a curated record. The coding region runs from base 1 to 1740 and encodes 579 amino acids. The transcript is spliced from 4 exons.
AUGCUUCCUCCGUUCGACUACUUCACUUACCGAAGUGUGCGGAACUCCAAGAGAAGGGAACGGGCACACCGUUUCGCUUCUCUGCCCGCCGCUUACCACACCCACUUUACAGCCUUUGACAAGUCGAUCAUUAACAAACCCAUUGAGGAGCUAGUGAGUGAGGUGCAGGGCUCCUCCAUCUCCGCAGUCGAUGUUCUCCGCACCUAUGGCAAGGUCGCCGUCAAGGCCCAGGAGAAGACCAACUGUGUCACGGAACUGCUUCUCCCAGAGGCCGAGACCUGGGCGCAGUCCGAGGUCGACCUGCAGGGGCCGUUGGCCGGUAUCCCUGUCUCCCUGAAAGAUUCCGUCCAGGUGAAGGGGUUCGAUGUCUCUGUCGGCUAUACGCGCAUGGCCAAUAAGCCUGCUACAGAGGACGGGCCUAUGGUUAAGCUUCUUAAGGAUGCUGGUGCCGUCCCCUACGCAAAGACCGCUCUACCAGUCACUCUCCUGUCGUUCGAGUCGGCCAAUGCUCUAUGGGGCCGCUGUCUCAACCCCCAUGUCCCUGCUUACUCCCCGGGUGGCUCGACUGGCGGUGAAGGUGCGCUCCUGGCGCUGGGUGGCCGCAUCGGUAUUGGAUCCGAUGUUGCGGGUUCUGUCCGCGUCCCUGCGGCUUGGAGCGGUAUCUACUCGCUGCGCUGCAGUACUGGCCGCUGGCCGAAGGCCGGUGUCAGUACGAGCAUGGCUGGACAGGAGGGUGUGGCCAGUGUCUUCUCUCCUAUGGCCCGCACCCUGAACGACCUCACCUAUUUCACCAAAGCCAUCAUCGGCAUGCAGCCAUGGAAAUAUGACUACACUGUCCACCCCAUCAGCUGGCGCGAAGACGAGGAAACCGAAGCUCAGAGCAAGAAGCUCCGUAUUGGUCUGAUGUCGACUGAUGGUGUCGUCCCUCCCACCCCUGCGAUUGCUCGGUCUUUGUCCACCACCGUGCGUGCCUUGAAGGCCGCCGGUCACGACGUCGUGGAAAUCACCCCUCCUGCUAAAGCUGACCCCUUCACUGGCCUGCACCUCGGUUCGCAACUCCUCAACUCGGACGGCUGCGUCACAUUCAACUCGCAUCGUUACAGCUUUGAGCCCUCGGACCCUGGCGCGGACCAGCUCACCCGUAUCUGCAAUCUCCCUGCACCCCUCCGCUACCUUUACUACCUGUAUGUGCGGUACAUUCGCCGCGACUCGAAGUGGGCGGCCCUGAUCCGCACCUUCUCGCACAAGUCCUCGGCCGAGCUCUGGAAGCUGGUAGCCCAGCGGGAGGCCUUCCGUGCCACGUGGCACGCCUGGUGGGACGGUGAGUCGCAGCAGUAUGACUUUAUCCUGUGUCCCGUGAAUGCGACCCCGGCGCUACCGCACGAGGCCAUGCGCGACGCGGUGUCCUCAUGCGGCUACACGUUCUUGUGGAACGUGUUGGACUACACGGCCGGAGUGCUGCCGGUGUCUCACGUGGACCCUAAGAAGGAUGCGCUGCCGAUGCCAUACAAGAAGAUGCUCAGGCACCUGGGUGCAAACCAUGCCAUUGCCAAGGGCGCUUGGAUGCACUACGAUGCCGUGAAGAUGGCCGGACUGCCGACUGCGGUGCAGGUGGUUGGCCGUCGGUGGCAGGAGGAGAAGGUUCUGGGGUAUAUGGCUGUAGUGGAACGUGCGUUGGAGCUGUACUGGGAUUCGGCCAGCGGUGAGGGUGGGAAGUAUCCUUUGAUUGAGCUGGAUUAA